This is a messenger RNA of Ostreococcus tauri, 522 nucleotides long. RefSeq names its product Cytochrome b/b6, N-terminal. Gene Ontology annotation, biological process: respiratory electron transport chain. NCBI's taxonomy places the organism in Eukaryota, Viridiplantae, Chlorophyta, Mamiellophyceae, Mamiellales, Bathycoccaceae. Gene Ontology annotation, molecular function: electron transfer activity. The record is from RefSeq and is a predicted model, not a curated record. The transcript has a single exon. The coding region runs from base 1 to 522 and encodes 173 amino acids. Gene Ontology annotation, cellular component: membrane.
AUGAGUAAAGUAUAUAACUGGUUUAACGAACGUCUUGAGAUUCAAUCAAUUGCAGACGACGUUACAAGUAAAUACGUACCGCCACACGUAAACAUUUUCUACUGUUUAGGUGGAAUUACCCUUACAUGUUUCCUCGUUCAAGUUGCAACAGGAUUCGCUAUGACAUUCUACUACCGCCCAACUGUAACUGAAGCAUUUGCAUCAGUACAAUACAUUAUGACUGAAGUAAACUUCGGAUGGCUUAUCCGUUCAGUUCACCGUUGGUCAGCUAGUAUGAUGGUAUUAAUGAUGAUUCUUCACGUAUUCCGCGUAUACCUUACUGGUGGAUUCAAAAAACCACGUGAGCUUACAUGGGUAACUGGAGUUAUUCUUUCAGUAAUUACUGUAUCAUUUGGUGUAACUGGAUACUCACUCCCUUGGGACCAAGUAACAAACGGAGGAGGAGCGGGGAGACGGCGGAGGAGGUAUCAAGUUUACGUUUGCCACAGAUUAGCGCGUUCAUUCGUUCGUUUAUUUUUGUGA